AUGCCAUCUCAACCACUGGAAAUAUGUUGCGGCUGUCCUUCUGGAAUUGAAGAUAUGAAAGAUGAGGAUACCAUGUUGGAAGGGAGUUUCUUCACCAUCUACAAAAAACAUGGAAAACCCAAGCACACAUUUCAUCAUAUUUUGUGUUUUUCUUUUUCUACUUAUCUUUCAUUUAGCCCAACAACAUCACAAGAAGUUGAGGAUGAGAGGGAGUUUGAUUAUGUGAAAGGGAGUGGUAAGGGGCCUGAAAAUUGGGGAGAUAUACAUGAGGAAUGGGCAAUGUGUAAGAAUGGAGAUAUGCAGUCUCCAAUCGAUUUGUUGCAUGAAAGAGUGCAGGUAGUGUCCCAUUUAAGGAGAUUAAAAAGGCAUUACAAGUCAUCCAAUGCGACCCUCAAGAAUAGAGGACAUGAUAUAAUGUUGAGAUGGAUUAAUGGGGCAGGAUCAAUUCAUGUUAAUGGAACUGAAUAUGUACUACGACAGUGCCACUGGCACUCUCCUUCAGAGCACACCAUAAAUGGCAAGAGCUAUGAUCUAGAGGUGCACAUGGUUCAUGAGAGCUCCAAUGGACAAGUAGCCGUGGUUGGAAUCAUGUACAAAAUUGGACGACCGGACUCAUUUCUCUUAGAGCUGAUGGAACAUAUCAGAUCUAUUGCUGACAUUCAUGAAAUGGAGAGAGAUGUGGGAGUGGUUAACCCAAGGCAUUUAAAGAUGGGAAGUAGGAAAUAUUAUAGAUACCUGGGAUCUCUCACUACCCCUCCUUGCAAACAAGAUGUAAUCUGGACAAUGGUUAAAAAGGUGAGGACUGUUUCAAGAGAGCAAGUGAAAUUACUAAGGAUGGCUGUUAACGAUAAUGCAGAGAUGAAUGCAAGACCAUCACAACCAAUUAACGAACGGGAAAUUCACUUCUACACUCCAAGGCUUAGCGAUGUGGAUGGCGUGCGACCAUGACUUCAAUGGGG
Molecule: messenger RNA, 959 nt
Organism: Magnolia sinica
Lineage: Eukaryota; Viridiplantae; Streptophyta; Magnoliopsida; Magnoliales; Magnoliaceae
Product: alpha carbonic anhydrase 7-like
Exons: 8
Coding region: 1-948 (315 amino acids)
Molecular function (GO): zinc ion binding; carbonate dehydratase activity
Source: RefSeq, a predicted model, not a curated record